AUGGAUGCUAACCAAAAGUUCGAUGAGGCUACUCAACGUGAGCUCCAGGCAUUCAUCGAGCAAGAACAAGCCAAGGCUAGAGUGCAAGCUACGACUCACCAACUGACGGAUAUGUGCUGGACCAAGUGCAUAACCGGUAGCGUUUCCACACGAUUUUCUAGCUCAGAGGCCUACUGCCUCCAAAACUGCGUAGAUCGUUUCCUCGACACUAGUCUAUUCAUCGUCAAGAAGCUUGACGAACAAAGGAGAAGCAUGCAGGGGGGGCAGUGA
Messenger RNA from Rhizoctonia solani, 270 nucleotides. Its product is annotated as import inner membrane translocase subunit TIM10. The transcript has 3 exons. Lineage: Eukaryota; Fungi; Basidiomycota; Agaricomycetes; Cantharellales; Ceratobasidiaceae. The record is from RefSeq and is a predicted model, not a curated record. Bases 1 to 270 code for a protein of 89 amino acids.